AUGAACAUUUUCAAGAGGCAGACGCCGGAGGAGGCCAUGCGAGAGAGCAAGCGGGACAUUCGCAGGGGGCAACGCGACAUUGAGCGAGAUGUGCGCGAGAUGGAGAGGCAGGAGAAGCAAUUGAUUAUCGAAAUCAAGGCGCUGGCCAAGAAAGGCGACAACGCCUCUGCCAAGAUCAUGACAAAGCAACUUCUCAAUGUGCGCAAGCAGAAGGAGAAGCUCCUCACGUCCAAAGGGCGGUUGACGUCUGUAUCGGUGCAGCAGACGUCAAUGAAGGCCAACAUGACAGUCCAGAAGGCCAUGGGCGGCGCGGCCAAGGCGAUGGCCGUCUCCAACAAGCAGAUGGACAUGCAGAAGAUGCAGGCCACGCUCCAGCAGUUCGAGAAGCAGCAACAGCUCGCCUCCAUGACGGAAGAGAUGAUGGAUGACAUGCUCGAGGAUGAAUUCGAAGAUGAGGAGUCCGACCAGGUGCUGGACCAAGUGCUCGAUGAGAUCGGACUCGACCUCAACACUUCGUUGUCGACCAAGAACCCAGCGACCGGGUCACUGGCCCAGUCCGCAAGCGAGGACGCAGCUCUCGAAGCGGAGAUGAAGAAGCUUCUCGGCGCGUAG
Acanthamoeba castellanii str. Neff is the source of this 612-nucleotide messenger RNA. RefSeq names its product charged multivesicular body protein 2a, putative. The record is from RefSeq and is a predicted model, not a curated record. The transcript is spliced from 4 exons. Gene Ontology annotation, biological process: late endosome to vacuole transport; protein transport; endosome transport via multivesicular body sorting pathway. Bases 1 to 612 code for a protein of 203 amino acids. Lineage: Eukaryota; Discosea; Longamoebia; Acanthamoebidae. Gene Ontology annotation, cellular component: multivesicular body; ESCRT III complex.